CCGAGAGUCUGCCGCUUCUUGGAGUCUCGAUCGAAUGCUCGAGUUCGAGCUUAAUCGUUUGCGCUUAAACCUAGAUCCUCAUUGCUGCCGACCUCCGACUGACAACCAUUCAACACCCGGACGUGUCAUGCGUCGCUCUUCGGUGUACGAGCAAUCCUUGAGUCGCUGCAAAAUGGCCCGGAGCUUCAAUUUAUCUGACGUUUGAAUCUCUCGCAGUUGGCAGGACGGCAUUCUUUUCGUCUUUUUAUGGAAUGGGGUUGUCUGACGGAGUUCCGGACUUGACAACAUGGAGUUGGGAAGAAAUUAUGAGGUUAUGGGGAUGAUCACGUGUUCUGCGUUGCGUUCGCCCUCGGGAAUAGCGCCUGUACAAUACCACAGCUUCCCCAGGCAAUGAUUGGGGCCAAAUUGAAUACCCUGAUCGUAUCUAAAAGUUACAGCAAUCUGUUUCUCGUACAUCGUAUGGUGUAUGGAAUCUUUGGACCGUACCAGGAGGCGGUAAAUAUACGAGCGGAUCUUACUGCAACAGUGAGCCAGGUUGACUGCUGAUGAUAUUUGAGGAAAACCCGGAGAGUGUUGUCACUGUGGAAGACCUGAAGUCCGUUCAGUGGGGUUAGUUAUAGCUGCAGAGGCAAAGGCAGAAAUCCUCGAAAAACAGACAUGAAGAUGGACAAUUUGCGUAUAUGGAUUACAGAGUUUGUAGGGAGCAGCCUGCGAUAGAUGGAGCUAGAUCAUGGCUGGAGAGGACUUUCCGCGGGAAGAAGAUUCGAAACAAGGCUAUCAUGCAAAGAUGCAGGCGUUGACCUGCAACGAUUCUAUAAUGCUCCGAGCUGCGGGUCACACUUUGCAGUCCUGCUUCUCGCCCGAAACUCCUGCAUUGCCUGACUCGCCGACAGAUUCUCACAUGUCCAUGGAUCCUCCAGCCACCUUCACCGAGCAGGAAGACGAAUUUUUGAGAGAGCUUGUCAAGCGCCAUGGUACCAAAAAGUGGCAUAUAAUUUCCGCAAAGAUGCACAACAAGACUCCGCGCGAAUGUAGGAAGAGGUGGAGAACAUAUCUUCACAUGUGUAUGAACAAAAGUAGCUGGAGUGAAGAGGAAGACCGUCUUCUGAUCGAGGGGCACAAUGCAUACGGUAAUCGGUGGACAGAAAUCGCGAAGAUGGUUCCAGGCAGGACAGACAAUGCCGUUAAGAAUCGUUACAACGCCCUUUGCAAAAAACGUUCGCACCGAUCCAGCAAAGCAGUGUCUCUUGGUGGUAUGCCUGUCAUGGAAACGUCUGACGAAACAGAUAUGUUGAUGAAAGACAUGGCCAAGAGAGCGAAGAAGCUGAAGAGCAGGGAUGAAGGAUUAGGUUUGUAUAUACCCAGCGUAAACAGGAGCUUGGGCGCCAAGCACAACUUAUCCAUAGAGAUCCCAGGGGACAGUGAUGUACUUCGUGCUGAAGGAAGUCGGAAGCCCUUGACCGCGCUGAACAUGUCAGAUUCCACUUCUUUACAAGAGCUCAGAGAUGCAGGAGAUUCAAAUUCCCCAAGGGAUGGGCAAGUGGACAUGGACGAAGUAAUGGGCUGGCUACUGGCCAGAACACCUACACCAACAUGCAACGGAAGUGGAAACUCGAACUCCACUGUCACAUCUAGCGCUUCGACCUCUCCGUCGAGGCCCAAUGAACACAUAUACUCAAGCGAUCAAGGCAACCAUCAAGUAACAUCACUUUUGAAGGAUUCAUGUCAAAAAUGCACGUCGUUUACAUCUUCCACAUCACACCAACUCCCAGAUGAAGAUGAUGAACAAUGACGAUGUGGCUGAAAUGCAGUACUAAGUGACCCGUCUGGGAGUAAGAAUGAUGUUUGCUACUCCAGACACAAACUUGUGAGACCCCCCUAAUUUCGCUUGCGCCACAAAUGCACAUACUCUCUGUAUCCAGAGUUCUCCGAAGUCUGUCAUGCAACAUAUUUACAACGAGAUUCACAAAAUUUUGAACGUUUGAUCUCCAUUAUAGGAAUUUACAUCUCACCUGUAGAGACCCUUGCCUUUGACCAAGUAGUACAUGAUAUCUCUUGCAAUCCUCAUUGAUCAGAUAUCAGCCUUCAGUAGUAUCAUUUUAUCCUGGGGGCCAAUUUCCUUGGCCAAUAUUGUUAUAUUAAAGGGUAGAAAGAUGUACCUCUGGUGCAUACAAUUUUGACUAGCAUGUCGAAUAUCCACAACGACUCUCCUCAAGUACUAGUAAUCACAUACUCUCAAGGGCUGGUGAUGAUGAGACACGUUUCUCCUCGACCAACCUCUUUGCCUACCUUUCUUGUAGAAACGGAGAUAAGAUUACUAGAUUAGGAUUCGUCGAAAAAUGUAUUGAAGGGAUAUUAAAUUAUCCGCUACUUUCUUCCCUCCCUGUAGUUUAACAAGUUAGUCCUAUUUGACUACAUGAAAACUACGAAGAAACCUUUAGACGUGCACAUGGCUUGAAAUUCAUCUACCAGCGAUCCAGAUGUCUGAAUGCUGACGAUACACCCAGUACUCCUUUAAGUUCCCACAAGUCAUGAAAGGCAAAAUGUCGUAUUAGGUGAUGGUCAACGUACCCAAAUCGAACUCAACACUGUUCAACUGUUCUGAUCGAAGUGAAACUUGAAGUAUGUAAGAAGCCUUCCACAUCAAUUAAAUCAUGACAAAA
Molecule: messenger RNA, 2663 nt
Organism: Marchantia polymorpha subsp. ruderalis
Lineage: Eukaryota; Viridiplantae; Streptophyta; Marchantiopsida; Marchantiales; Marchantiaceae
Source: the annotation of a GenBank genome assembly